GACUCAGUGGUUAUAUUCUGUAAAUGCUCUUUUGCCUUCUACUUUUUGGUUUUUAUUUAUCGUGUUUGGUCUUCUCCUCAUCUAAUUCUUUUGCAUCUGUUCUCUUUCACAAGAUGUCCCACCCCCUUACUACGUCUUGGUCUAACAGUAUUAUAUAUCUUCAUAAGCUGGUAGUUUCGUUUAGGAUAAAAGAAAAUCAAUAUCAUUAAAUGUAAACGAAAAAAAUCAAACGUAAACAAAUAGUUGUUGGUUUUUAGUUAUUAUGCAGACAUGCAGUUAAACCUUUGUGGUAUGCUCUCUUUUCACUUUUCAUUUGCAAGUUGCACAUGUCUCCACUCCUCGUUAGAUAUUAUUGCGCGUGGGCCAUCCAGUUUAUUACCAGAUUUGUAAUGGAUGUUGAUUUGUUCCAGUGCCGGUCCAGAACAAUUUGGCGCCUAAAGCAAAAUUUCGAAAAUAUGCCCUUUGGAAGUAUUGAACUCAGCACCUCUUGGAGAUAUAAAAGCCUUUCAGCCACUAUACUAAAGAAAUUACUUGAAUCUGAUGCCCCAAAUGUUUUUAUAAAUUUUGGCGCCUAAAGCUCUUGCUUCAUGUGCUUUAGUCCAGGGCCAGCCCUGAUUUGUUCCGAACCAUGAGAUUAGCGUCACUCUCGAGGUUGUGCCGAACCAAGAGAUUGUGACAAUCCGGAUAUGUAUAUAGUAUGAAGGUUACGUUGUAUUCUUCAUCAAGUAAACAUGAAUUACUUACCUUAUUUCCUUAUCAUAUUACAUCGAUAAAAUAUUAUGAUAUAUUUUCUUCAUAUAUUUACUUGAUUUUAAUUGACGCAAGCAACUUUUAGACCAUUUUUAAAUAUAUUUUGCAUAAAAUAUUAUAGUCAUAAUAUUUUUCAAAAUAACUGACGAUAAUGGUUUCAUUAAUCCGCAUGAAAAUAUUAGGCAUAAACAUUGGAUCACCGGUCACCAAACCAAAUGUCGGUACACUUGGUUUGAUAUCCCUAUAAAAUGGCACCAAGGGCAAAUGUUGAACUCACCCUCUCUUCCCAUCUCUACCUCAUCUAUCUUGUUCAGUUACCAGCCAAAUAACAACAAUGAAAAACCAUCUUCAAGAUCCCUUAACCAGUCACUUGAAUCCCUGUCUAACCAAAAAAGAAGAACAAGCUGACCAAGAAAUGAUGAGCUUACAAGCAUUGAAGAUCACAACCACAUUGGCUUUCCCCAUGAUUUUCAAAGCUGCUUUAGAUCUAGGCGUCCUUGACACAAUUGCUGCCAACGGCAAAGAUGUGUGGUUCUCGUCUUCAGAAAUAGCUUUUGGUCUACCAACCAAGCCCACCAACCCCGAGGCGCCAAUGUUGCUAGACCGAAUGUUACGAUUACUCGUCAGCCACUCGGUUUUGAAGUGUCGUAUAGUUGAAACCGGAGAAAACAAUCUAACUGGAAAGAUCCAAAUGGUAUAUGCAGUCGAGCCAGUUUGCACGCUUUUCUUAAAACAUGGUCAUGAUGAGUCGGGUUCACUCAUGUCCCUAUUCAUGGUGCAGCAUAGCCAAGUCUAUUUUGAAACUUGGUGGUAA
Molecule: messenger RNA, 1564 nt
Organism: Brassica napus (rape)
Lineage: Eukaryota; Viridiplantae; Streptophyta; Magnoliopsida; Brassicales; Brassicaceae
Product: indole glucosinolate O-methyltransferase 4-like
Exons: 2
Coding region: 1085-1564 (159 amino acids)
Biological process (GO): methylation
Molecular function (GO): S-adenosylmethionine-dependent methyltransferase activity; protein dimerization activity; O-methyltransferase activity
Source: RefSeq, a predicted model, not a curated record